This is a messenger RNA of Staurois parvus, 396 nucleotides long. Lineage: Eukaryota; Metazoa; Chordata; Amphibia; Anura; Ranidae. The record is from the annotation of a GenBank genome assembly.
UAAGCAACUUAUAGCGGGACUGUGGCAGGUAUUCUGACAUAGGUGGGAACUGACUUGGUGUCACUGAUAUCCCCAGUGACACCAAUACAGUGAGCAGUGCUAAUAAAUGGCACUUACACUGUACUAAUGGCACUGGGCAGGAAGGGGUUAACAUGUGGGGCGAUCAAAGGGUUAACUGGUUGCUGUGUGUGUUUUCUAUGCGGGCUGUGUAUGUGUUUCACUGGCUUUGCUAUGCAGAGCCACACAAAGCAGUGUGCAGGAUCUGACAGGGGAGAUCUGUAUUGUUUACAUACAGGUCUCUCCCCCAUCGGAAAUCCUCAAAAAUCGCUGGGUGCCGGCGGAGAAGCACUGGCUGGGACCCGGUGAUUGACAGCCGCAGCAGUGAAUGGCGGCGCG